CCAAAAACCACCUGCCACCCUGAAUUUGUGCACUCUGAUGCCUCUUUCUUGGCGCCUGGGGCGGGCAGCCCCAGCGGCGCGAUCUGCCGUUGGCCGCGUGCUCCUGCGGAGCUUCAGUCAGCCACCGCAGCCACCUAAGUCGCCAUACUUGCAUCAGCGGGCUCCGCCUGCUCCGCCUCCGCCGCCGUCGUGGGCGGCGAACCCGCCCGCGCCGGAACGCAGGCCACCACCUGUGCCGCCGCCAACGGAAGCAGCGGCACUUCCGCCGCCACGGCCAUCAGGAAACCCAGGUGCGUCACCGCCAACACCGCCCACGCCGCCGAAGCCGACUCCAAAGCCCGCGUCUUCUGCGUCAAAGCCGUCGGAGACUUCCGCGGGGCCACAGAAGUUUGGUCCGCUGGAUGUGAACUUGAAGCCCACGGAUCAGCUCCGCCCGCUGUUGCCCACCUGGAAUCCUCCGCCCACCCGACGACCCACACCGGAAGAGCUAGAAGUCGGCUUCCGCGUGCGCUUCCUCUUCGAGGAACGCUGGUGGGCCGCCACCAUCCGUGAGGCCUGGGACAGCGAGCUCCGCGUGGGAUUCGAUGGCUGGCCGAGUCGGCACG
Messenger RNA from Durusdinium trenchii, 605 nucleotides. Lineage: Eukaryota; Dinophyceae; Suessiales; Symbiodiniaceae. The record is from the annotation of a GenBank genome assembly.